AUGGGUGGCCUUGUCCGACUUUCUCUGCGGCGCAUGGCUCUUGAUUGCAGUGACACCCUGGACGAGAUCCUGGACGAGAUCCUGGACGAGACCCAGGGCGAGACCUUGGACGAGAUCCUGGAUGAGUCCCAGGGCGAGACCCUGGACGAGAUCCUGGGCGAGAUCCUGGACGAGAUCCUGGACGAGACCCCGGACGAGACCCCGGAAGAGACCCCGGACGAGACCCAGGGCGAGAUCCUGGACGAGAUCCUGAACGAGACCCAGGGCGAGAUCCUGGACGAGAUCCUGAACGAGACCCUGGACGAGAUCCUGGACGAGACCCUGGACGAGACCCAGGGCGAGAUCCUGGACGAGAUCCUGAACGAGACCCUGGACGAGAUCCUGGGCGAGAUCCUGGACGAGAUCCUGGACGAGACCCCGGACGAGACCCCGGAAGAGACCCCGGACGAGACCCAGGGCGAGAUCCUGGACGAGAUCCUGAACGAGACCCAGGGCGAGAUCCUGGACGAGAUCCUGAACGAGAUCCUGGACGAGACCCUGGACGAGACCCUGGACGAUAUCCUGGACGAGAUCCUGGACGAGACCCUGGACGAGACCCUGGACGAGACGCUGGACGAGCAGUGCAGGUUUUUUCAGUCCUAG
Molecule: messenger RNA, 642 nt
Organism: Knipowitschia caucasica
Lineage: Eukaryota; Metazoa; Chordata; Actinopteri; Gobiiformes; Gobiidae
Source: the annotation of a GenBank genome assembly